AUGGCCAUUUCUUCACUUUCCUACUUAUUCCUUUUCUCCAUAAUUCUAACGACAACGAGCAUCUCCGUCCACGUCCAUGGCCAGUGCCUCGAGGAUCAAAAGGCCGCGUUGCUUGAGCUGAAGCGCGGCUGGAAAUUCGACCCCUCGUAUUCCAAGAAGCUAGUGCAUUGGAAUGAGACCUAUGACUGUUGCAGCUGGGGUGGUGUGAGAUGCAAUAAUGAUGGCACAGUUCAGGGGUUGUAUCUUACAAAUGAGUCCAUUUCAGGUGAAAUACACACCUCUUCAAGUAUUUUCAGUUUAGGAUCUCUGUUGUUCCUAGAACUGGACAAUAACUCAUUGAGCGGCGCAAUUCCCCACCGUCUGUUCAGCCUUUGGUCCGUCACACUUUCGAACAACUUGUUCGACAACAUUUCUCAACCAGAAAGCUAUGAAUCUCCCCCUCCUCCAACAGGUCCUUUUGUUAUUGCUACCAAUUUCUCAAUGCCAACUGUUUUCUUAUCUCUUGCUAAUAACCGUUUAAGUGGAGACAUCCCGAGCUUCUUCUGCAAAGCGCUCCCCACCAUCCAAGGCCUCGAUUUGUCAUUCAACAACUUCAGUGGCAGCAUACCUCGCUGUCUACUCCAAAAUCCGUAUAUUCGGAUGCUCAACUUGAAGGGGAAUAAACUCGAUGGCAGCAUCCCGGAUCAAUUCACCAAGUGUGCUCUUACAACGUUAGACGUGAGCAACAACGAGUUAACUGGGGAGAUCCCGAAGUCCAUUGCAAGGUGUGAAUCCUUACAGGUUCUGAAUGUAGGAUACAAUAACUUCGAUGGUGUUUUCCCGUGCAUGCUUCCUCCGAGCUUGCACAUUCUCGUGUUGCGUUCCAACAGUUUCCGCGGAGAGGUGAGGUGCGACAUGAGCUGGCCUGAUCUUCAGAUUGUCGAUGUAUCUUAUAAUAAUUUACGCGGCAAUCUCAGUUCAUUGAGAUUUUCUAGUUGGAAAGGAAUGAUAAUUGAAAGUAAUACAAGUGUAAAGCGUAACUAUUCCGAAGAAUACAAUGUUCUUCUUCUUGGUCUGUAUCACUACUACCGUGAUGAGGUGACAUUGAGCAUUAAGGGGGUUGAGCUUAAGAUUGUCAAGAUUUGGCCUGAGUUUACGUGCAUCGAUUUCUCUUCCAACAAUUUCAACGGAAGCAUACCGGAUGCAAUCGGUGAUCUAAGCACCCUCUAUCUUCUCAACUUAUCGCACAACGCUCUCACUGGCUCGAUCCCAAGGUCACUUGGUGCGCUAUCGGAUCUUGGAGCGCUCGACCUCUCUGUCAAUCAGCUUGGAGGGAGAAUACCGGAGGAGCUCGCACGGCUCACAUUCCUUUCAUUCUUGAAUGUGUCCAACAAUGUGUUGGUUGGAGGUAUCCCAAAUGGCCGUCAAUUCCACACAUUUUCUUCGAAUUCUUUUGAAGGGAAUGUAGGGUUAUGCGGCUUCCCACUCAACAGAAGCUGCAGCACGCCGCCUCCUAGCCCCGCACCAUCAAAAUCGAAAGAUAAGGAGAUCACAUGGGAAUAUGUGUUUGCUGCGCUUGGUUAUGUUGUGGGAUCAGGAAGCAUUGUAUUGACACUUUUAUGUUGCGGAAGGGUCAGAGAACCAUACUUUGAGAAGAUAGAAGAGAUAGCUGACAAGAUAUUCUACGAGAGAGGAAGGAGAAAAAGACAUGAAAGAAGAGUAAGAAGAAGAAGAGAAGAGAAGAAAGGAGGAAUGGGCUUAGGAGACAAAGAAGUUGGUGAUAUGCAUUUAGAAAUAAAUAAGGGUGUUGAGUAUUUUUUGUGUGUGUGGAAUUGA
Salvia hispanica is the source of this 1815-nucleotide messenger RNA. RefSeq names its product receptor-like protein 33. Gene Ontology annotation, molecular function: protein binding. Lineage: Eukaryota; Viridiplantae; Streptophyta; Magnoliopsida; Lamiales; Lamiaceae. The record is from RefSeq and is a predicted model, not a curated record.